AGCACUUUUAUGCACAGCCAUCCGGUCAACAGCACUCGACGGCAGUUCCAUCGCGCAUGCAAACAAGCCAUCCGCCUCCACCGAUACCUCAACAGGCACCUCUGCCCCAGCAACAGCAGCAGCCUCCACAGCAACCACUGCCCCAACAGCUACAGCAAGAUCACGCGACCAACAGACCGAAGCGCUACUCGAGCCUACGCCAGAGAGCGCCAAUCGUCGAGGGACCGCCCAACCCUCCUCCUCCCCAGCAGAAUUAUCAGCCACCGCAUACUGCUCCUCCGCCUCAGCACACUUAUUAUCCGCCUCCUCAAGGACGAAAGGAGCAAGAAUUAAAAGAGCAGAAAUUAAAGGAACAGCAACUGAUUGAAGAGCAGCGAAAGGAGCAAGAAUUAAAAGAGCAGAAAUUAAAGGAACAGCAACUGAUUGAAGAACAGCAACUGAUUGAAGAGCAGCGAAAGGAGCAAGAAUUAAAAGAGCAGAAAUUAAAGGAACAGCAGCUCAUAGAACAACAGGAACAAGAACUGAAAGAGCAAAAAUUAAAGGAACAGCAGCUCAUAGAACAACAGGAACAAGAACUGAAAGAGCAAAAAUUAAAGGAACAACAGCUCAUAGAACUACAGGAACAAGAACUGAAAGAGCAGAAAUUAAAGGAACAGCAGCUCAUAGAACAACAGCAAAAGGAGCAAGAGUUGAAAGAACAACAGUUGGAGGAACAGCAAUUAAUAGAACAACGGCGAAGAGAACAAGAGUCAGAAAAACAACAACAAAAUGAGCAGGAACUCAAUGAACAACAAAAACAGGAUCAAACGUCAAAGGAACAGAAACUCGAAGUGCAGCAAGAGGGACAGCCACGGCAAGAAGAACAACAAGUUCCUGAAGGUAAUGAAGUGAUGCCUCAGCCAAUCAAAGAGGUAACGAUUGUUGAAACUGUCAGCAAAAUAGAAACAGUGAUCAGCAAUGACUCAUGCACGAAGCCCGAGGUAGAACAGAAGCUGGAGAGCCUCAGCGUGGAAAGAGAAUCGAUUGCGAACGUUGAAGAAAAAACAGUUACACCCGCGCUAGUAGAAACGGAUGUGGAGAUGAAAGAAAUGUCCGCGAAGGCUGAGGUCGUUGUUCCCGAAAUCGCUCCAAGCAUCGAGGAAAAAAUUACGGCACCGGUAAUCGAAUCGAAUAUCGAGGCUAAAACUGAGAUCUCGGUGUCAAAGUGCAUCGUUGAGGGUAGCAUCGCGGUUAUCGAGGACAAGUUGUGUGAAAUGUCGGUGAGUGCUACAGAAUUAGUGAGCGAAAAAAAUGACGUUGACUGUAAUAUUAAGGAAAGUGCUGUGAUCGAGGAAGCGGCUGCCUAAUUUCGAGAAACGAAUAAACGGAUAGGUUAGAAAAGGGUAGUUUUUCUUGCGAGGGCGAAAACUUACCCAUGUUUAUCGUAACAUUUAAUUGUUACCAAUGGAUUUAUACGUAUAUUGUACGUCAAGGCAACUGACAACUAAUGAGCAUCUUAUGCAAUAACAAUUUAUAGAAAAAAACGGAGAAAAUUUAUCACGUUUACAAUUUUUAAGAGCAAAAAUAAAGAUAAAUUUUUUUUUAUAAUCAUACUAAUGUAAGGACAAUACUUUUUUCAUGCUAAAAUAUUGUCACUUUAAACAGAAGGAAUAUAUUGUGUUUUUCCAUUGAAUGAGCUUGAGGUGUUACCGCGAUUAGAAGUGUAAAUAAAGUCGUAAACAGGCAAGAUCGUGAUGACUAUAAAAAUUUUUUUUCUUAUAUAUUUUUUUUAUUUGUACAAAAA
Molecule: messenger RNA, 1783 nt
Organism: Copidosoma floridanum
Lineage: Eukaryota; Metazoa; Arthropoda; Insecta; Hymenoptera; Encyrtidae
Product: bromodomain-containing protein DDB_G0280777-like
Source: RefSeq, a predicted model, not a curated record